Messenger RNA from Emys orbicularis (European pond turtle), 1641 nucleotides. Its product is annotated as kelch-like protein 23. NCBI's taxonomy places the organism in Eukaryota, Metazoa, Chordata, Testudines, Emydidae. The transcript has 3 exons. The record is from RefSeq and is a predicted model, not a curated record. The coding region runs from base 1 to 1641 and encodes 546 amino acids. Gene Ontology annotation, molecular function: protein binding.
AUGGACUGUGCGCAGGAACCAGAAGGGCUGAGACUUCGGGCAGAACCAGUUCCCGACACCAUUCUUGAGAUUGGACAGAGACUUUUCCAGGUCAAUCGUGGUGCAUUAUCUCUCCAUAGUCGCUAUUUUGAGGCCAUGUUUUUUGGGGGCACUAGAGAGAGCUCCGAACACCACAUAGUGAUCAGAGGAGUAGAUGCAGAGACUUUCCAAGCGCUUCUCGAGUUCACUCGCACAGCCAAGGUGCUCAUAACUCUGCACAAUGUCACCCGCCUGCUGGAAACAGCCGACUUCCUCCAGUUUGAGAGAGUGAAAAGGAUGUGUGAGAAGUUCCUGGAGAGGGAGCUGCACGUUUCCAACUGUCUGAGCCUGAUGGCCUAUGCCCAAUGCUUUGCCUGUCCAGAGCUUCAUGCAUCAGCUCUCAGCGUGGCUCUCACGCACUGGACGGAAGUGACUUCUCAGGAAGAAUUUAAGAAGCUUCCCAAAGAAAUGUUGUUGCAGCUCCUGCAAAACAAUGACCUCUUUGUUCCCCGAGAGGAUGUCGUUUUUGAUACUGUGAUGAAAUGGAUAAUGCAGGACCCAGCAUCUAGGGAGGAGGCCUUCUUGGACUUGGUGGGGCAGGUCAGGGUAACCUUCCUGAGUCUUUCCUUCCUUGAUAUCUUGGUGAAACAAAGCAAAAGCCCUGGAGAGAAGGAUACCUCUGCCAGGCUGCUAAAGAAAUUAGACAGCUGCCCUCCGCUCAGAUGGAGGAACAUGGAGCUGUCUCCUUGCACCAGCAGGAGCUAUGAGACCCUAUAUGUUCUGGGAGGGAAGCAUGAUAAGGAGCAGCAAGAAUUGUUUCAGUUUCAACCUAAAUCUGGCACCUGGCAUCUUUGCUCCCCGCUGCAGCGCAGGAACCUCAUCCAGUAUGCAGUGGCAGCAGUAGGGAACUUCCUUUUUGUGACGGGAGGUUAUUUCCGAGAUGAGUUUGUGUGGUACAGCGUGGACUGGGUGUUGAUCUAUAAUUGCUGGGACAACAACUGGCUGGAAGGGCCUGCUAUGAAGCAGUCUCGCAACAGUCAUUGUGCCGUAGGGGCUGGGCUCUAUCUGUACGUGCUUGGAGGGAGCACAGAUGAGGGCAUAAUCCCAGAUGUGGAGCGCCUGGCAUUAAUGGACUCACAAUGGCAAAGCAUGAGCCCCAUGGUUCAGCCUGUGGAGAGAGCAGGUGCAGUCAGUGUGGGGACCAGGCUUUACGUGGUCUGUGGCCUGGAUGAAAAGGGAGAUGUGUAUGGUGGAGUGCAGAGACUGGACAUGGAGAAGGAUGUUUGGGAUGUCAUCUCCUUCUCACCACUUCCCAGGUAUGACCUCUGUGUUACAGCUCUGAAUGGAGCACUCUACACCAUAGGAGGAGGAGCCUUUCGCUUUGAUAUGGACACAGAUGAAUGGACCCAAGUGGAUGAAGAGUGCCUGACUCAGAAAUUCUUCAUGGGAUGCAGCACUGCGAAUGGCCAAAUUUAUCUCCUGGGACAGAGGAAGGGGAACAUGGCUGUCCCCAACAUGGUGCUCUUUGACCCUUACACUGACACAUGUCAGGUGGUAGAUAGCAAACUCCCUUGCCCCGUUCCUAUUUAUGGGUGUGUCUCUAUACGAAGAUUUGACACAUGA